This is a messenger RNA of Trichoderma atroviride IMI 206040, 1896 nucleotides long. RefSeq lists its product as uncharacterized. Gene Ontology annotation, molecular function: SNARE binding. Gene Ontology annotation, biological process: SNARE complex assembly. The record is from RefSeq and is a predicted model, not a curated record. Gene Ontology annotation, cellular component: lytic vacuole; phosphatidylinositol 3-kinase complex, class III, type II; endosome. NCBI's taxonomy places the organism in Eukaryota, Fungi, Ascomycota, Sordariomycetes, Hypocreales, Hypocreaceae.
AUGCCCUCGCUUUCCGAACCCCGCCGGCCGCGUCUGUUACCGCAGAACCGCAAGCUUCGUCACCUCAAGGGCCUCUCGCUGCGGAAUCUCUCGUUUGAGCCCGUGCAGCUGCGCACUGCCGACGACGUCGCUCUCAACAGGAGCCCCAACAAGCUCGGCGCGCUGAAGGAGGCCGGCCAGCUGCAUGGGUCGCGAUCGUCGGACAACUUGCGACAGGAUGCCCUGCGGCCCGAGAGAUCGAGGUCGCAGCCGCCGCGGAGGACGAGCUUGAUCGCCGCCAGCACGAGUCCCGCCCUGAAGCAUAAGCGGCUGAAAGAGCUGCUGGACGAUACCUUGGGAGACGCCUUCUUCUCGCUGCACGUCAACGGCUUCGACGAGCCUGUUUACGUUAGCGAAACACGCGAGAGAUCGGCGAACUUCAACUUCCAAUUCUUCGAACUGGCGUCCCAAGGAUCGUCCGUCUCCAGAUCGUGCCAGUUUGUGAUCCGAGUAUGGGCCAGGCGGCAGAAGCAGACAACCUGGACCUUCCUGCUGGAAGAGCUGGUUGAUCUCCGAGAGCUCAAAUUCAUUGGCACGCUGCUGAACCGCCAGUAUCCCCAGAAUGCGCUCAUCUUUCAUCUCGAGGAUGGCGUCUACUCUUUUGACUUUCCAACCAGAGAAUCCGGGCCGAGAAACGCUCCUCCCGUAGCGACUUCAUCCUAUAACGCAUUGAUGAAAUUGGCGAAUCUCGAGAGCUCCAUCGAAGAUGCCAUGCGGACUCAACAGCGAAUCAUGAAGCAGAUAAACGAUAUUCUUAAUGACUCUACAACCGAUGCGCCGGAUGUGGCUGAACAAGAGGUUGCCUUGGCUCAGAAAUAUGUUGCUAUGCAACAGCGUACGAAUAGACUUACACAAGCGAGAAGAGACGAAUUGCAGGAGUCGCUGCGCAAGCGGAGGGCUGCAAUCGCCACAGGCAGAGAACUCCAAGAAAAGGUAGACGAAGACAUUAGAAAUAAUCGUGAGACACUCAUGGCAGCCAAACAGCUGCUGGAACAGACACAGCAGCAAAUCCGUGGCCAGCGCCGUCGAAUAUGCUCCGAGCUAGCCGAUAUCUUUCCCAUUACUCCCGUACCCAACGCACCGCCUCUCUCCUUUCAAAUCUGCAACGUGCCACUACCAAACUCAACAUAUGAUGCCGCUACUGCCAGGACUCUCAACGAAGACGUUCUUUCGGCCGGCCUGGGCCUGGUCACACUGCUCACGCGCCACUUGCAACUCUAUCUGUCUCAGCCGCUCCUUUAUCCGCUAUACCACCAUGGAUCCCGCUCAUAUGCAAAAGAUGACAUCUCCCUUCUUACAGAAAAGGGCGGUUCCCGUAGGGAGUUUCCGCUCUAUCUCCCCCGAGGUGGAUCCACCGCCCUGCAAUGGCGCUUCGAAUACGCCUGGUUCCUCCUCAACAAAGACAUUGAAACGCUAUGCACUUCCCAGGGCCUCAAAGUAGUCGACAUCCGGCACACGCUCCCGAACCUCAAGUAUCUCCUCUACGUCUGCAGCGCCGGCUCGGAAGAAGUCCCCGCGCGGAAAAAGGGCGGCGUCAGGGGCCUAUGGGUCGGGAGGCUUAAGGGGAGGCUCUCGGCCGUGCCGUCCCUGCUGGAUGGGGAGGGAAGCAGUGCUGCGGGUAGCAGGCGCGGGAGCUCGGAUAGCGACCUUGCGGCGAGCCAGCAUGCCGAUGCGCUGAGGAAUGCCAUUGCCAAGAGUAAUGGGCAUGGUAAUACCAACAGCAAUGGUCAUGGCAAUGGGGGCGAUGCAGCUGAUAUGCUGCGGAGUCAUGAUGGAGACUUGGGGCUGCCGUUUGCGACUGGCGAUGUUAAGUUCUCUCUAAGGACAAAGGGCCUCCGAGAGAACAUUGCGGGGUGA